Messenger RNA from Microcebus murinus (gray mouse lemur), 6318 nucleotides. The record is from RefSeq and is a predicted model, not a curated record. Lineage: Eukaryota; Metazoa; Chordata; Mammalia; Primates; Cheirogaleidae.
GUUAUGAUAGCUUUGUAAUAUAGUUUGCAGUUUGGUAAAGUGAUGCCUCCCAAUUUGUUACAUACUUCUUUAGAUACAACCUAGUGAAGUGGAUAGGGCUGAUUGAUUAACCUAUUUCACAGAUGAUUAAAGUGAUGCUAAAUGUAAAGAGAUAAUUUUCUCCAGGAUUACACAGCUGGAAAAUACUAGAGCCAGGUCUUGAAUUCCUAGGUCCUCCCUAGACUCUACAAAGACACCUAGUCAACUUUUACUUCCCUUAGGAUUGGAAUAACCAGAGGAAACAUGAAAUUAUAGCACUCAGGUAAGGGAAAGGCAGAAUAUCUUAGCAAAGGGGAAGGAAUCCAGGGAAGAACAUGACGAAAGAGAGUCGGACAAAAGCAGAGUCACUCGUUGAGCAGUUAUACAGAGGAAAUGAAAAAGAGAAGUAGGAGGUGGAAAGACAACUCAGUGAUGGGUGCGGGAUCAAGAGCAGCGGGAGAUUAGGGAAGGAUUAAGGCCCAAGAAGAUUCUAGAACUGGGACUCAAACAACUGGUCUCCGGAGAGCCCAGGACCCCGGCUCCAGCCUGGGGCGAGGGGGCGGGGCCUCGAACCUCUCGCCCCGCCCUCCCCGCCCAGCGCCCGCCUCGCGCCUCUCCGCUCCCGCCGUCCCCCAGGUCUCUUAGGUGAUGCUGCAGCCAAGAUGGCGCCGGCGGCGUCCGCAGCGGCUUGAGCGUGAUGCUUCGGGUCCUCGGUGGCGGCGGUGGUGGCGGCAGCGGCAGCGGCGAGCUCGGCCGCGGCCUGGCGUCUCUCCCGUGCGUGAGCGCUCAGGCGCCUGUCCUGCGGCCGGGUUAGCCGGGACAGAGAGGAGACGGCCACGGAGACAGGAGGCAGCAGGGAACGGAGCGAAAGCGCGGCGCCUCCCGCCUCGGCACCAUGGCAGGGAUCAUCAAGAAACAGAUCCUGAAGCACCUCUCCAGCGUUCCCUGCUGGCUGUGGUGGAGAUUGAUGUGCUGUGAAUUGCAUAAUCACCCAAAUGACUACCUGAGGAGUCUAAAAGAAACCCUGGCAACUGACUACUUGCUUUCACCAGGAAUAGGGACCUUUUGUCUGAAUUUCCUGCCCUCAGCAGUUCAACCACCACCAAUUAGGUUUCUGUGUCAGACCUUAUAGGGAUCAUUGUAUUGUAUGAACCAAAAGAUGAACCUUUGAAACAAAUUGCAAAGAGAUGGCAAAUUAAUAAGGAAGAAGCUUAUAUUCACAGAUUAAUAAAUCACCCAGGUUCACAUGGGAAGUGAAAAACAAAACAAAACAAAAAGUACAACUUGUGGAACUCAUAUGAAACAAAUCAUGAGUACAGCAUGAAUACUGCUGGAAGAAAUUGGAGGAGCAUCAAAUUUCUGUGAACUGAUUCAUGGUGGAGCUAGAAAUUUACUGAUUUACCAAAAAUUUGUCUCCUGAUAAGAUCAAUCUAAGUACCCUUAAAGGAGAAGGUGAACUGAAGAAUUUGGAGUUGGAUGAAGAGGUGCUACAGAACAUGUUGGAUUUGCCAACGUGGCUUGCUAUCAACAAAGUGUUCUGCAAUAAAGCAUCCAUUAGGAUCCCAUGGACAAAACUGAAAACACAUCCUAUCUGUUUGUCCCUGGAUAAAGUAAUAAUGGAAAUGAGUACAUGUGAAGAACCACGAGCCCCUAAUGGCCCAUCACCUAUUGCAACUGCUUCAGGACAAAGUGAAUAUGGCUUUGCUGAAAAAGUAGUUGAGGGAAUUACUGUUUCUGUAAAUUCCAUUGUCAUCAGAAUUGGAGCAAAAGCCUUCAAUGCAUCAUUUGAACUUUCUCAGCUACGGAUCUAUAGUGUAAAUGCAAACUGGGAACAUGGAGAUUUAAGAUUCACUCGUAUUCAAGAUCCACAGAGAGGAGAGGUUUUGACAUUUAAGGAAAUAAAUUGGCAGAUGAUACGAAUAGAGGCAGAUGCUACCCAAAGUUCACAUCUUGAAUUUAUGUGUGCUCCUGUUCGAUUAAUAACCAACCAAUCCAAAAUCAGAGUCACACUUAAAAGAAGAUUAAAGGACUGCAAUGUCAUAGCAACAAAGUUAGUUCUAACAUUGGAUGACUUAUUAUGGGUUUUAACGGAUUCCCAGUUAAAGGCUAUGGUACAAUAUGCAAAAUCUCUUAGUGAAGCCAUAGAAAAAUCAACAGAACAAAGGAAGAGUAUGGCUCCUGAACCCACACAGAGCUCUACAGUAGUCCCAUCUACCCAGCAAGUAAAGACACCACAGACUUCAAAUGCUCCUGACCUAAAUGAUGCAAUUGUGAAACUAUUCAAUGACUUUGAUGUUAAAGAAACUUCCCAUCAUUUAGUGAUUUCUCAUCUAGAUCUACACAUAUGUGAUGACAUUCAUGCUAAAGAAAAAGAGUCAAAUAGACGUAUUACUGGAGGGGCUAUGCAGCUCUCUUUUACACAGCUAACUAUAGAUUAUUAUCCCUAUCAUAAAGCAGGAGAUAGUUGUAAUCAUUGGAUGUAUUUUAGUGAUGCAACGAAAACAAAAAAUGGAUGGGCCAGCGAGUUGUUGCAUGAAUUUGAGUGCAAUGUUGAAAUGCUUAAACAGGCUGUGAAGGAUCAUAAUGUAGGUUCACCUCCUAAAUCCCCAACGCAUGCCUCUCCCCAUCACACACAAACAGAGCAGGAGUCCUCUCUGAAAGGGACAUCCAGAGCACCUUCAGUGUUAUCUCAACAAUCAAAGGCUAAGCUUAUGUCUAGUUCGCUUGUGGUUAGGCUUGCAGAUUUCAAUAUAUACCAGGUCUCUACAGCAGAACAGUGUCGUUCUUCCCCCAAAAGUAUGAUUUCCUGCAAUAAAAAAUCUCUGUAUCUGCCACAAGAAAUGUCAGCUGUCUAUAUAGAAUUCACAGAAUAUUAUUAUCCAGAUGGAAAGGAUUUUCCAAUUCCAUCUCCCAACCUGUAUAGCCAGCUAAAUGCACUGCAGUUUACUGUGGAUGAAAGAAGCAUUCUAUGGUUAAAUCAAUUUCUAUUGGAUUUAAAGCAGAGUCUUAAUCAAUUCAUGGCUGUUUACAAGUUGAAUGAGAAUUCAAAAUCUGAUGAGCAUGUUGAUAUUCGGGUUGAUGGCUUAAUGCUAAAGCUUGUUAUUCCUUCUGAAAUGAAAUCGGAAUGUCAUCAAGAUCAGCCACGUGCAAUUUCUAUUCAGAGUUCUGAAAUGAUUGCCACAAAUACAAGGCAUUGUCCAAACUGUAGACAUUCUGAUCUAGAAGCUUUGUUUCAAGACUUCAAAGAUUGUGAUUUUUUUAGUAAAACAUAUACCAGUUUCCCUAAAUCUUGUGACAAUUUUAAUCUUCUACAUCCAAUCUUCCAGAGACAUGCUCAUGAACAAGAUACCAAAAUGCAUGAAGUUUAUAAAGGAAAUAUUAUUCCCAAAUUGAAUAAACAUACUCUUAAAACUUCUGCUGCGAUGGAUGUGUGGGUUGUGUACUUUUCUCAAUUUUGGAUAGAUUAUGAAGGGAUGAAAAGUGGAAAAGGACGACCAAUAAGCUUUGUAGACUCUUUCCCUCUUUCUAUCUGGAUUUGUCAACCAACAAGAUAUUAUACAGAGUCACAAAAAGAGCUGCAGACUUGUGAUCAAGUAUCUCUAAAUACAUCACAAAGUGAAUCUAGUGAUCUAGCUGGCCGGUUGAAGCGGAAAAAGCUCUUGAAGGAAUAUUAUAGUACAGAGUCUGAACCCUUCACAAAUGGUGGUCAGAAACCUUCAUCAUCAGAUUCAUUUUUAAGAUUUUCUUCUUCGUCAUCAGAAGCAGAUAUUCAUGUCCUCGUUCACGUUCAUAAACAUGUCAGUUUGCAAAUCAAUCACUACCAGUAUCUGCUCCUCCUUUUCCUCCAUGAUUCACUUAUUUUGCUUUUAGAGAACUUAAGGAAAGAUGUAGAAGCUGUAACUGGCAAUCCUGCUAAUCAAACAUCUGUUUGCAUUGGAUUUUUACUUCGAAGUGCAGAACUGGCUCUUUUGCUACAUCCAGUGGAUCAGGCCAACAGGAUCAAGUCUCCUGUUUCUGAAAGUAUGAGUCCAAUGGUUCCUGAUUAUUUGCCUACUGAAAACGGAGAAGUUUUAUCUUCAAAAAGGAAACAAGUUAGUGGUAUAAAUCGAAUUAGAAGUGUAACUGUUAAUCAUAUGUCAGACAACAGAUCUAUGAGUGUUGACCUUAGCCAUGGCCCUUUAAAGGAUCCUUUGCUUUUUAAAUCAGCUAGUGAUACAAAUCUGCAAACAGGUGUUUCUUUUCUGGACUAUUUAUCAGACAAACAUUUAGGGAAAAUAAGUGAAGAUGAAAGUAGUGGACUUGUUUACAAAAGUGGCUCAGAAGAAACUGGAUCAGAAAUAAGUGACAAGAAGGUUUCUUCUUCCAGAGAUUCAAAUAGUAUCUUAAAUAACAGAGAAGAUUCAAAUUUGCUGUCAUUUGAUAAUGAUAGUAAUCAAAAUAUAUUUUCAAAUAGUUUAACUAGUAAACGAAAUGAAACCAUAGAGUCAGUCUUUAAAGCUGAAGAUUUGCUUCCAGAAGCAGCUUCAGUCUCUGAGAACCUGGAAAUCAGUAAAGAAGAGACACCCACAGUUAUGACACUUAAGUCGCAGUCAUCUUUAAGUGGAAAGCCUAAAGAACGUUGCCCACCCAACCUGGCUCCACUGUGUGUUUCUUAUAAGAACAUGAAAAGAAGCUCCUCACAAAUCUCACUGGAUACCAUUUCACUUGAUAGCAUGAUGUUGGAAGAAAUGUUUUUAGAAAGUGAUGGAAGUGAUAGCCAUAUAUUUUUGGAAAAAGGAAAUAAAAAGAGCUCAACUGCAAAUUACCAGAGCCCAGCUGAGAGUUUGAAUGCUAGCACAAGCCUACAGAAUUAUGGUGAAACCUCUCCAGAUGCCGUCAGUACAAAUUCAGAGGGUGCUCAAGAAAAUCACGAUGACCUGAUGUCAGUUGUGGUAUUUAAAAUUACUGGUGUUAAUGGGGAAAUCGACAUCCGAGGUGAAGACACACAGAUUUGUCUUCAAGUGAAUCAGGUGACACCAGACCAGUUGGGCAAUAUCAGUCUUCGGCAUUACCUCUGUAAUCGUCCAGUUGGUUCGGGUCAGAAAGCUAUGAUUCAUUGCACAUCUUCUCCUGAGAUUUCUCUGAGGUUUGUAAGUGGGCCUGGUGCUGCAAUACACUCGUUGCUUGCAGAAAAAAAUGGAUUCCUGCAAUGUCAUAUAGAAAACUUCAGCGCUGAGUUUCUUAUAUCUUCUCUUAUGAAUAUUCAACAUUUUUUGGAAGAUGAAACUGUUGCAACAGUAAUGCCAAUGAAGAUACAAAUUUCUAACACAAAAAUAAAUUUAAAAGAUGACAGUCCUCGGAGUAGUACAGUAUCCCUUCAAACAGCUCCUGUAGCUCUACAUAUUGAUCAUCUUGUGGUAGAGAGAAAUGAUGAUGGCUCUUUUCAUAUCAGAGAUUCUCAUAUGCUUAACACUGGAAAUGAUUUGAAAGAAAAUGUCAAAAGUGAUUCUGAUUCAGUGCCACUGACCAGUGGAAAGUAUGAUCUGAAGAAACAAUGCAGUGUCACUCAAGCCACUCAGACAAGUCCGGAAAUUCCUUGGCCUUCUCAGUCAGUUAACUUUCCUGAAUCCUCCUUUGACUUUACUAGGGAACAGCUCAUGGAAGAGAAUGAAUCUCUUAAACAGGAACUGGCUAAAGCUAAAAUGGCUCUUGCAGAGGCUCACUUGGAAAAAGAUGCUCUUCUCCAUCAUAUAAAGAAGAUGACAGUUGAAUAACAGGAGUAGCAGUCAAGAUUCAAAUUAUAGCUCUGGAGUAGGAAGGUUAUAUUUAUAAUGUGGAUGUUACCAAGUAGUGGAAAACGUUCAUUUUCAUAAAAAGACAAUAAAAUGAUAUGGAGUGUGAACAAGUGGUGACUAGUCCAAAGCCAGUUUAGAAAGUAUGAGGUAUGAGCAUUACAAUCUUUUGGUUGUUUUGUGUUUUGGGGUUCAACCUUCUUUUAAACUGGUGUGAUCUAGGGAUGUCAAUACAUUCUGUAAAAUAAUUACAUGCCUAAUGAAAAUAAGAUGUCAUUUCCUAAUUUUGAUAUCUCAUUUUAGGCAUUUUUUAAAAAGAAAAAUGAAAAACUAUUGCCCAUACAGAUCUCUGAAUUUACUUCUUACUAUUUCUUAAUAAUUUACUUUUAUUUACAAAGAUUCAAAUGCUUUUAGAGCUAAUGUAAAAUAAAAAGAGGCUUACAUUGUAAAUGUUAUUAAAAUUAUGUACUUAAAUCUAUAAUUAUUUAAUUGUAAAAAGUCCAAGCAAAUUAAUAAAUUCUAUAAUUAA